Molecule: messenger RNA, 684 nt
Organism: Pedinophyceae sp. YPF-701
Lineage: Eukaryota; Viridiplantae; Chlorophyta; Pedinophyceae
Source: the annotation of a GenBank genome assembly
AUGCAGCACGGGCGCAAGGAUGAGACGUACUACACGGACAUGGACCGCAGGGCGCUGCACGGGGGUCCAGGCGAGGGCGCCGGGCGGGCAGUUCCAGAGAGAGCGUGCAUCCCGGAAGCAGAGGCGAAGCCGGCGCUGAGUCCGGAGGAGGAGGAGGUGGAGCGGCACCGCGAGGAGAUCAAGCGCAGGCUGGAACAGAAGAUGCGGGAGAUGUACGGCAUGGGGCAACAGCAACAGGAGCAGCAGCAGCGGCAGGGGCACGGCGCGCGGCCCGCGCCCCCGGACGGCAAGGGCCGCGCGCGUCGCGAGCGGGCGGCGGACCAGGCGGACGCGCGGCUGCCGCGCGGGAGCCGCUGGGAGCGGCACGAGCUCGCGUGGGCGCUCUUCGAGAAGGAGUGGGGGGGUGAUGCGAGCCAGGGGGGGUCUCUCGCGUACGACGACAUUCCGUGGCCGCCGAAGCACGACGGCAUGGUCGAGGGCGUCGCGGCGAUGCUGUCCGGCGGGGACGGCGGGGCCGCGAACCCCAAGAAGGCCGCCUUCAAGCUCCUGAGCCUACGGUGGCACCCGGACAAGUUCCUGGGCAAGUGGGGGGGCAAACUGGGCGAGGGCGACAAGGAGCGCGUGCUAGAGCGGGUGAAGGAGGUGUCGCAGGAGGUGAACACGCAGUUCAGGGCGAUGCGGUGA